Messenger RNA from Arabidopsis thaliana (thale cress), 186 nucleotides. RefSeq lists its product as uncharacterized. The coding region runs from base 1 to 186 and encodes 61 amino acids. The transcript has a single exon. The record is from RefSeq and is marked reviewed. Lineage: Eukaryota; Viridiplantae; Streptophyta; Magnoliopsida; Brassicales; Brassicaceae.
AUGUUUGUGAUAUGGCCGAUCCAAAUGGGUUCGUUCAUCUUUAUAUUAGUUCCCAAUUUCACCCGGCCGAAAUUUAAAAUCAAUUUAAUGGAGCAGUCUCUCUAUUUUUAUGAUUCUCUACAUGUAUAUUUUUUCAUGUCGGAAAUCAGAGAUUCUGCCCUAAAAUUUAUUCGUCAAUUUUUGUAA